This is a messenger RNA of Lecanosticta acicola, 1506 nucleotides long. NCBI's taxonomy places the organism in Eukaryota, Fungi, Ascomycota, Dothideomycetes, Mycosphaerellales, Mycosphaerellaceae. The record is from the annotation of a GenBank genome assembly.
AUGCAGAUCCCUCUGGCAAUUUUGUUCCCGAUUUUCGGCAGUUUCGCUUCUGCACGAGAUUCUGGCAAUCGGCUGCAAUGGAAACGGCAAGGCUUUACGAAUGGCACUUCGCCGUUGGGGGGGACGGGAACUGCUGGUAUUUCAGGAGCUCCAUUUGCGACUGGUGGAAGAAAUGCUUCGACUUGGGCGUCUUCUGGCGCUCUACCGCCUAUUUACACAGCACCGACUUCCUCCUUCUCCGUUGACCCCCUUGCUAGCGAGACUCAUCCUGCGGAUCCAGGUCUCCCUUAUUCUGCCAGCACGUCUUGUUCGGAUAGCUCUUCGAGCACCACGACUACGCUCUGCUCCAGCUCAUCAGUUCUCCCUUCAACGACGCCGUGCUCGACAAGCUCUUCUAGCACCACGACUACGCCCUGCCCCAGCUCAGAAGUUCUCCCUGCAACGACGACAUGCUCGACAUCUUCAACCAUUGACAUUUCAGCAAGCUACGGUGGCAAUGGGUUCCCACCAAUACCGCCUUCGAUCUACCCAACGCUCUCAAACAUAGCAACAGUAAUUCCAACAUCUGAACCCUUACCAAGCUACCCUUCGGUAUAUGGACCAAGUCCUACCCUGACUGUCGUCACUAUUAGCGGUACCACUAUCACUACUACCUGCACAGAGCCUUGGACACCUGUCACGUCGCCGUCGCAGUACGCAUCGAGUCCACCUCCAUCUGGCAAUAGUGGAACUGGAGGAACCACUCCGCCUGUUUAUGGCUCUCAAUCAACACUUUCGACAAUUCCGACAUCUGAACUCUCACCAAGCUACCCUUCUGUAUAUGAAUCAAGUCCUCCCCUGACUGUCGUUACUAUCAGCGGUACCACCAUCACCACUACCUGCACAGAGCCUUGGACACCUGUCACGUCGCCGUCGCAGUACGCAUCCAAUCCACCUCCACCUGGCACGGGUGGAAGUGGAGGAACGAUUCCGCCUGUCUAUGGCUCUCAAUCCCCGCCUUCGACACCUCCAGCGCCGAACUCACCCAUCGUGUAUCCUUCAGAAUCCCCAUCGAUACCGGCUCAAAGUACCACCGGUGGUGUAGGAGGUAAUCCGCCUACCUACGGACCUCAGACAACUUUAUCGACCCCAGGGCCGGCGUCACCAAGUGCGUUCGUACCUAGCAGCCCAACCGCUCCAGUUCCAAACCCACAAGUCCCCACUGGCUAUGGAUCAUCACCAACCCAGCCGCCAGGUGGCCCUCAGACACCUACUGGACAGACUCCGCCAGCCUAUGGGAGUGCUUCAAAUGCAUCGCCCUCUGGUGGAGCCCAGCCGCCCUCCUACUCCGCGCCCAGCAAUUCUUCCAACCCACCCAAUCCGUACGGGCCCGAGACGGUACCACAAAGUCCCCCGGGUGGUCCAACCGCACCUGCAGCAUAUACCGGAGGUGUGGCCGAUGUGCAUCAAAGUAUUCCGAGAGUAUUGAUUCUAGCGGUGGCGGUGCUUGCGAUGGUAUUUGGAUGA